Capronia coronata CBS 617.96 is the source of this 1974-nucleotide messenger RNA. RefSeq lists its product as uncharacterized. The coding region runs from base 1 to 1974 and encodes 657 amino acids. The record is from RefSeq and is a predicted model, not a curated record. NCBI's taxonomy places the organism in Eukaryota, Fungi, Ascomycota, Eurotiomycetes, Chaetothyriales, Herpotrichiellaceae. The transcript has a single exon.
AUGGGACCAGCGAGUCUCCUCAAGGUCACUACGGCGGCUUUGAUCUUCUCGACAUCUGUCUUAGCAGAAAGACAUCCCGCCAGCAAUGGCAAUGCCACUCAACAAGUCGUCGUCGUUGCCAACAUCGUGGGUGGCGGGCCCCUCGAUCUGGAUCAGAUCCAGAAAUAUCGUUCUCUGCUCGGUGACUACCCUCAGAACCCGAAGCCUGUCCCCAGUGCCAGUGCCAGUGGCUGCAACGGCGCUGCAUCUGCAACAGGGCAUGUUCUCGACCAAAUGUACAAAUGGGCCGACGUGCUGAACGGUCUUCUACCCGCAACCCCAGAGGCACUUUGCUCGGAGAGAUGUCUUAGCUGUGCACCUGGCUGUGACCCGAUUUGCUGUACGGUCAGCGAGACCAGUUCGUCUUCGUCUCCCUGCAUGGCAGAAGGGAAGACGCCGAAGCAAGGUAGCGAGACAUCACCAGGAAAUGCCCCGUUCGGUCCACCACCGCCAUUGCCAUUGCUCGGAUGUCCCUGCCACUGCGAAGCCAGUUGUCCUGCAAACAUCCAAGCGAUCUGCUGUGUCACGCCAGGUUCUGGGGCAGGGAAACCAGCUCCCGAUGAUGGUGGUGGUGAUGGCGGCAACUCGACCUCUCCAGCGAAAGUACAGCCGCCAGAACAGAUUGAUCCAAAUCCCGCCGACGACCAGGGCAGCGAGCCUGAUUCGCCGCAACCUCUACCACUGCUCGGAUGUCCAUGUCAUUGUGAAGCUAGUUGUCCUGCAAAUAUCCAAGCGAUCUGCUGCGUCACACCGGGUUCCGGGGCAGCGAAACCAGCUCCCGAUGAUGGAAGUAGUGGUUCAACGCCUCCUGCUUCACAAGCAGACGCACAAGUACAAGCAGAGCCACCAAAACAGACAAGUCUAACACCGGCCAACCACGGCACCAGCAGCGGAGCCACCAGCGGUGCUGGAACCGGACACGACCUCUUCGGUCUCCCGCAACCUCUGCUCGGCUGUCCAUGCCACUGCGAAGCCAGCUGUCCUCCGAACAUCCAGGCGAUAUGCUGCGUCACGCCUGGUUCUGGAGUUGCCAAACCGGGUCCUGAUCCCGAGGAUGGCAACAACGACAACAACAACAAGAACAGUGGUUGGCGUGAUGACACUACUCCUCCUCCAAGUCAGAACCAGAACAAUCAAAAACCCCUUUUCGACAACAAUGCGAAACCUCACCCGAACCCGAAACCUCGUUCAAAUGUCGGUGGUCGUCCCAACAUCCCCAGUGCAGGUCAGAGUCCAUUGCUCGACUGUCCAUGCUACUGCGAAGCCAGUUGUCCGGCCAACAUCCAAGCUGUGUGCUGCUAUACGCCUGGAUCGGGAGCAGCGGCGGCGGCGGGGGCGAGUAGUGAGAGCGACGAAAACGAAGCCAAAUCCAAAACUGGGAUCGACGAAGAUGAAGGCAGAGCAGAUGCAGAUGCAGAUGCAGAAGUAGAUCAGAAUCCUCCCCAAUCCGCCACUCUUCCCACUCAAUACGACGACGCCGUGACGCUCGUGACUCAAACAUCAACAGGCCACCCAGUCUCCGUCCUCGCGGGAAUCAAUCUGACCAUCUUCGACAGUUUCGUCACCAUGGAUCUAGUGAACGGCCUACAGCGCGGCGAAGAGAUCAUAUUCAACACCGACUCCAGGACGUUUGAGAUUGUGUUGAAUAUUGUUGCUGUUCUUGCCAGUGGUGAUGGUGGCAGUGUUGCUGGUGGUGGCAGUGAUGACCAGCUUGACUCAGCUGGAAUUUUAACUCUAGGGCAAACAGAACAGCGUUGUCUCAAGCAGAGUUUCAGAGUCAUUGAUGGGUCGGGCCUGUGGGAGCGGGACCAGGUCAUGUUGGGCCUCGGUGCUGCAGCAAGGAUGGGCGUUUUGGGGGUCAAGAAGGAGGGUCUGAACCGGGUGGCGCUGGGCGUGCCGAUUCUUACGGGGACGAAGAGAGUUGUGGUGCAUUGA